UAGGUGAUUAUUUAAUAUUUGUUUAAUGUAUGGCUGAUAUUUAGAAACCCAUUAACAACCACUGGGUUGGAGCAGUUUUCGAUAAGUGUCUAUUGGCCAAGAACAUACACGGUCACAUUAUUAGCGAUGUCAUUACAAUAUAAACACACAUUAUAGCGUCGUUUAGUGGACACUUCUGACAAUAUGAAUAUAAUACAAUCACGUAUUUCCGGCUUUGUACCUACAGGGGAAGUAAUCUGCACAAGAACCAGUUGUAGAUAGUAAUUAAUAUUUGACAGCCGUCUCUGUGGCGCAAUCGGUUAGCGCGUUCGGCUGUUAACCGAAAGGUUGGUGGUUCGAGCCCACCCAGGGACGCAACUUUUAACCACGAAAAACAAUUUUAAAAAUACUUGUCAAUCUAAUAAUAAAUUUUGUUUGUCUCUCCGAUUACUUUACCGAACACUUAAAAAUAUUUCAAUUUAAGCUUUAUCUAAAAAUUGGCCGAAAAAGACUUGCCGCAUGUUUAACUUUCAACCAUUUUAAUCCAGGCUGCGUAAACGGGAAGUAUGGCGCCGAUUGCCUGCAAGAAUGCCAUUGUAAACGCCCGGAUCUGUGUAAUAGAUUUACAGGGAGCUGUACUAUGGGUUGUGGGAGGGGUUGGAAAGGAUCGUCGUGCCAGACGCCUUGUGAGCCUGGAACAUGGGGGGAGAACUGUAUAAACCAAUGUAAUUGCUUCAAUGACGAACCAUGCGAUGGAACAGACGGACAGUGCGCAUCAGGUCGAUGCAAACCUCCUUUUACUGGAAGCAGUUGCCAGGUUGACUCUAUCGACGAAUGCGAGUCCAACCCAUGCCAACACGGUGGUACCUGCAAUGAUAAAGUGUUCGCUUAUGAAUGCAAAUGCAUUAACGGGACAGAUGGCGUUAACUGCGAAACUGAUUACGACGAGUGUUUGGAAGAGCCUUGUCUAAACGGUGGCGAAUGCACUGACACUGGCCCUGCAAGUUUCCGUUGUCACUGUGAUAGUGGGUACGAAGGUGACAGAUGUGAAAUCGACAGCGACGAUUGCCAAGGGCACAAGUGCGUCAAUGGAGAAUGCGUGGAUAAACUUAGAACCUAUGAAUGCAAGUGCAAUGCUGGUUACGAAGGAAGAUACUGUGAAACUCUGUGCAAAAUUGGAACGUUCUUCCACGAAGAAUAUACGGCGUGUCAACUUUGCCCUAAACAUCACUACCAAGAUAAAGAAGGACAAAAUUUCUGCACGCCGUGUGUUCAAGGUUCAAAAACCAACUCUGAGGGCUCAAAAAGUCAAUCCGAUUGUGUCCAUCUGCCAGCUAACGGUAUGUCCCUCGUCGUAGUAGCUGGUGUAUUAGUCGGUAUUCUGGUUGUUGUGGCCGCUGGUAUAGGCGGAUGGUAUUACUGGAACCAAAAAAGCAAGACGAGACUGGAACACCUCGGUCCAGGCAGAAUGGUGUGGUGACGUCAUUAUUCUACGACGUCAUUAAAUCAAAUGGCGUCUUGGAACCGACGAACAUAAAAAAUACUUAUGCCAGACGUUAUGCUUAUAUGUUGUGUAAUCGUCGUUUGAAACUGAAUAAAUAAUCGCGAAAUAUUCUCUGACUAUCAUAGCAAACAAAAUGUAUUGCAGUCCGAAAUAAGAAAAGAAAUU
This is a messenger RNA of Ciona intestinalis (vase tunicate), 1648 nucleotides long. The record is from RefSeq and is a predicted model, not a curated record. NCBI's taxonomy places the organism in Eukaryota, Metazoa, Chordata, Ascidiacea, Phlebobranchia, Cionidae.